Symbiodinium sp. CCMP2592 is the source of this 1686-nucleotide messenger RNA. The record is from the annotation of a GenBank genome assembly. Lineage: Eukaryota; Dinophyceae; Suessiales; Symbiodiniaceae.
AUGUUUGCGACGAUCGACCGUCCCAGAGCUGAGGUUAGCGAGAAGGAAGCAUGUGCUAUUGCUGAAGCAGUAUGGUCUGAAUUUUCCCAACUACCUGGCGCAUCUUCAGUGCCGAGCAGCUCCUUCAUCCAGAAGGCUACAAAACUUGCUAAGACCUCCCACGAAAAUUCAUUCACUGACGUUUGUGAACGAUUUGGGUUGCGAGCCCAAGUUCCUGUGUCUUUCGUGGAUGUGGGACUGAAAGAUGAUCAUCCAAUCCUAUCCGUCGCAGACAUGAUCGGUUGUUUGUCUGAGAAAAACAAGCUUGACCUGUUGCUGACUGGACAUAGCCCCUCCCAGUUCCAGCGAUUUUGGGAACAAUGGAGAGGCUCGAAUUCAUCCCAUCCAGUAUUUCAGCAACACGAGGGCAGGCUCGACACUUGCGUGCCAGUAUAUAUUCAUCUCGACGAGGGCACAUCUAUCAAGAAGCGAGGAUUGAUGGUAACCCAUUGGCAGCCCACUUUGGGCAAAGGAACAUCGCGAAACAAGAAUGACAUGAAUAUGCUGGGGGCAAGCAUCACCACGAGGUUCCUCUACAGUUGCAUGCUAGCCAAAGUGUACGGUGGGAAACAGAAAAACAAACCACUGUUGGAGUUGACGAAGCAUCUCGCACAAGAGCUCCGCAUGCUGUUCUACGACGGGCUGUUGGUGAAGGUGAAUGGAAGUUCUCAAAGGCUCUUUAUCAUAUGCAUCGGCAUGAAGGGAGAUUGGGCGGGGUUGGCAAAAGUCGGGGCACUCAAUCGAAGCUUCCAUCAUGACACCCCUUCAAAGCCAUUCGGCAACGGGAUCUGUCACUUGUGCAAGGCGGGUCGAGAGAACCACCCGUGGCAUUUGGUGGACUACGAGUCAAUGGUGCAGGCACACCAGGACGUCCCUCCACCAUGGCGGCAAGAGCCGCCACUCGUGCAAUUUAUUCCUUGCAACCCUUACAAGGCGUCGUUUUUCCGGAUAGACAUGUUCCACACAUGCCACAAAGGGCUAUGCGCCGACAUCGCGGCGAAUGGCAUCGUCACCCUAAUCGACUUGGAAAUCUACGGUACUGCAGACGUCAAGAUUCAGCUCGGGGUUAUCUAUGAAGAACUGCGGUUCUACUGUGCAAACGAAGGCCUUCAGCUGCACAUGAUGGGGCUUACCCGGACUUUGGUCGGGAACUGGUUCAAGGGGGCCGACACGGUGUCCAUAUGCAAGUUCUUGCAGCACAAGUUUGCUUCGGUGCUGAUAGCUUGUGAACAGGAUGCACAGCCUUAUGUUCGAAACAUCUUGACAAUGCUUCGGGCCUGCAACAAGUUUAUGUCGACGAUGUACCAUGGGGAUGUUUUUCUGACGAACGACGAGAGGAACACCCUCAUUCGCACUGGAUAUGUGAUUACCAGCAAGUUUACUGCUUGCGCCUCCCAUGCAUUUCUCACCUUGAACAUUCCGCGGUACAAGUACCAACCAAAGUUUCACUUUUUUGCAGAGGUUGUCUUCAAGCUUGAAGAAGACCGGAGGGCUGGUGUAGCAUCGGUAAACCCGGUGCUAGAAUCAACCCAAAUCGAUGAAGACUUCAUCGGAAGAAUAUCAAAGUUCUCACGGGAAGUUUCAAGUCGAACGAUCCAUAUUCGGACAUGUAAGAAAUACCUGAUGUCUUUAGCAUCGCUAUGGUAG